AAAAUACCUAAGAAAGUAUAAGCCAAAGUACCGGUCAAAAAAAUAAAAAAUAACACUUAUUUUGACUAUUGAAGUAUCUGUCAUGUACAAUUUUGUUGCGAAAUAUCAAUCAGAAUCAGGAUCAGAACAAUUUCCAAUAAAAUAAAAUUUUCGCGAGAAUUUCCGAGAAGUUUUUUUUUUUUAAAUUCCCGUAGAUGGCACUAGACACUUUUAAAACAUUUCCGGAUUCGAGUUCGUUACUUUUGAAUUGCGGGUUCAAUCUUCGAACGAUUGAGCUGAAGGCUAGUUGACAUUCAGGUUUGACUUUUCGCAUUGAUUUUCGCGCAAGUGUCAAGAGUUUAAUCUCUUUAAAUGAUUAAUAGGAUUUGCAAUUGAUGAGAAACUAAUCACCUUCAAGUGCCGUAAAGAACCUAUUUAAGGGAUUUGAAAUCAUGAGAACUUAUUUCCCCUUCCAAUUCAGCACAAAAUCUGAUGUGAAAAUUCUCCCACCAUUAGACGUUAAGGGGUGGAGCCAACUGGUAUGUGCACAACAUCCUGGUAACUCACUUCCUGUCCAAUAGCGGACAUAAAUUGGUGAAUGAAUCUCUUGUUGAGGGUGGUGGACCACGGCUUUCGGUUGAAAUUUUAUUAGAAUUUUGUGGCAGUCGUUGAGCAGUGGUCUUUCUGAACAGUUGUGCAAUACGGAUUGCAAGGACUCUAACGGUGAAACAAAAUGUCCAAGCAGCCAAAGCUCCCUUCCACCAAAGGAUUACUGACGGCGUUCGAGAACGCCAACGCCAGCCUGCUGGCCACGGCCCUCAUAUCGGUUCCUCUGGGCAGCGCCAAAACCGAACUACCCCACGAUUCCGACGAGGACCUUUCGGAUUUUUCCUCCAACGAAAGUGACGGCCUCGAGGACGAUUCACCACCCAUCUCCGACGAGAAAAAGGAAGAACCUCCGUCGUGUCUCAAAGCGGGGGGCUCGUCUUCGCUGGCGGUCGUUCCGGCUCUACCGCCGGUGCUGAAUCUGGCCGGAACCAAACUGGGCAUCGGCGGUGGCACCGUCGUCCGGAAGAUGUUCACCAACACCCGCGAGCGGUGGCGCCAGCAGAACGUGUCCGGAGCGUUUGCCGAACUUCGCAAGCUGGUCCCGACUCAUCCGCCGGACAAGAAGCUGUCCAAGAACGAGAUCCUUCGAAUGGCCAUCAGGUACAUUCGGCUGCUGAGUAACGUCCUGGAGUGGCAGAAGAAGCAGGAAGUCCUGGAGCAGUCUGGCGCUUCGGAAAGACCGUUGGAAUCGCUCGUCAAGCCCAACGGAUUUCACGGCAAACCUCCAACUCAAUACCACCGUGGGAACAAUGAGAAUCACUUUACCGGGAACUUCCGGGACAACGGAAACAACCUUCUUAUGGUCGUUCCGAAACCCUUCAGCAAACUUCACUUCCCACAGAAGUGCUCAUCGGAACUAGCCGGAAACGCCGGACCAUGUUACCGUCCCAUCAAAACGGAAUCCUUUCUAAAUUUGGAACCUACGACCAUCGAGCGGAUCAAACUGGUCAGCAAGCUGUGUCCGACUGGGCGGAUUGGCAAAACCGGGAGCAGCUUGAGGAAUCGUCGGAAGGCCAAUCCUUUGUGUGCCAUCGGCGAUGGGGGAUUGAAAGGAGAUCUUUCCGGAUUCAAUGGCGUGACCACGGUGGAAAGUGAGAUAAAGCGGGAGGUAAAUUCUUCGUGCAGUAGCGAGUAUCCGCCGGAAGUGGAUGUGCAAGGGGUCAAAUUUGAACCGACGGCAGGUGGAAAGAAAAGGUCGACUGAAAGGGGUGAACGGUUUGAAGAUGAGAAGAAAUCAAAGUAUUAAUAGAACAGUUUCGUAAAGUUGUAAUCUGGUAUCGUGAACAUAAUUGAAUUGAUCAUUACUUGAAAUAUCUGCACGUGAGACAAUAAAUCGCUACCAAAUAAAAAAAGUUUGUAU
Culex pipiens pallens (northern house mosquito) is the source of this 1948-nucleotide messenger RNA. RefSeq lists its product as uncharacterized. Lineage: Eukaryota; Metazoa; Arthropoda; Insecta; Diptera; Culicidae. Gene Ontology annotation, biological process: regulation of transcription by RNA polymerase II. The transcript has a single exon. Gene Ontology annotation, molecular function: protein dimerization activity; RNA polymerase II cis-regulatory region sequence-specific DNA binding; DNA-binding transcription factor activity, RNA polymerase II-specific. The record is from RefSeq and is a predicted model, not a curated record. The coding region runs from base 713 to 1834 and encodes 373 amino acids.